AUGGUUGCCUUUGGGAAAAAAUUGAAAGAACUACAAAUUCAGGAGUGGCAAGGCUACUAUAUUAACUACAAGUUAAUGAAGAAGAAAGUGAAACAAUAUGUUCGGCAAAUUGAAGUUUCAGCUCAAGAUCGCGAUUUUGUUCUAAUGGAUUUCUCAAGAAUUUUGGAUAAGCAGAUCGAAAAGAUUGUCCUAUUUCUGCUAGAACAACAAGGGCAACUUGCAAGCAGGCUGGCCUAUCUUGGGGAACAGCAUAAUGGUCUAAUUCAGCAAGCAGACGUUGUGAAGAUACCUGAACUGCAGGAAUCAUAUAGAAAUGUGGGGCAGGAUAUGUUAAGGCUUCUCUUUUUUUUAGAGUUAAAUGCCAUUGGACUACGUAAAAUAUUGAAGAAGUUUGACAAGAGAUUUGGUUAUAAGUUCACUAAUUACUAUGUCAAGACACGAGCAAAUCAUCCUUAUUCCCAGCUGAGACAAGUGUUUAAGCAUGUGGGAAUUUCAGCUGUUGUUGGAACUUUAUCUCGCAAUCUCUCUGAUCUCCACAAUGAUCAAGAGACCUUCAUUUCAAUUUAUGAUCAGCCUGCACUGCCUCUCCAGGAUCCUGUCAUGGAGUCUGUCAAAGUUGCAGUGGACCGGUUAACAAAUUCAACGGACUUCCUCCAGUACUUGGGAAAACAUGCACUUAUUCUGCAAGAGGAAUUACCAACUCCUUCAGAAGAGCACGCAGUUGAUGACAGAUAUCAUUUUAUGUCUCUUCUUCUGAACUUGGCAAAUACAUUUUUAUACAUGGUGAAUUCAUAUAUAAUUGUCCCAACAGCAGACAGCUAUUCAUUAAGUCUUGGAGCUGCAGCAACUGUUUGUGGGGUUGUAAUUGGGUCGAUGGCUGUUGCUCAGGUGUUCUCUUCAGUUUAUUUUAGUGCAUGGUCAAAUAAAUCAUACAUGAAACCUCUAGUAUUCAGCAGCAUUGUUCUUCUUGUUGGAAACACUUUAUACGCCUUGGCUUAUGAUCUCAACUCAAUAUAUGUGCUUCUAAUUGGUCGUCUAUUUUGUGGAUUGGGCUCUGCUAGGGCUGUUAAUCGACGUUACAUCAGUGAUUGUGUUCCGCUUAAGAUGCGAAUGAAGGCUUCUGCUGGUUUUGUUAGUGCUAGUGCACUUGGAAUAGCUUGUGGUCCUGCUCUUUCCUGCUUGCUUCAAUCUAAUUUUAAGAUCUUCAGACUUUCAUUCAAUGAAGAUACUUUACCAGGAUGGGUUAUGGCUCUGGCAUGGCUUAUCUAUCUGCUGUGGUUGUGGAUAUCAUUUAGAGAACCUUUGCACGACGAGGAAGUGAAUAUUGGGCAACGGAAAACAAAUUCGGGAGUGGAUGCGGGGUGCGUGCAGAAUGAUGUCAUCCAACCACUGCUUUCACCCGCGAAAGAAGAGCCGGAAGAAGAAGAUGAUAAUGAAGAUGAAGACGAAGACCAAGACCAAGAAUUUGACAUUAGCAAAGAAAAUUCCACGGAAAUCCAGAAACCAGUCACUUCAAUUGUGACUGCGUACAAGUUGCUUACACCCUCUGUAAAGGUACAACUACUUGUAUACUUUAUGCUCAAAUAUGCUAUGGAAGUUUUACUUGCCGAAUCAAGUGUUGUCACUGCCCAUUACUUCAUAUGGUCAACCAGCAAUGUGGCCAUUUUUCUGGCAUGUCUUGGCCUGACAGUGCUUCCAGUGAACAUUCUUGUAGGAAGCUACCUCAGCAACAUGUUUGAGGAAAGGCAAGUUUUACUGGCAUCAGAAGUUAUGGUAUGUAUGGGAAUAGUUCUGAGCUUCCAGCUGAUAAUCCCUUAUUCUGUCCCACAAUAUGUCUGUUCAGCUUUAAUCACAUUCGUAUCUGCUGAAGUUCUUGAAGGCGUAAACCUUUCACUUCUAUCCCGAGUAAUGUCAUCGCGGCUUUCAAAGGGGACAUAUAAUGGUGGAUUACUUUCAACAGAAGCCGGGACUCUGGCUCGAGUAAUUGCAGAUGCUACAAUAACCAUAGCUGGAUACUGGGUUUUUGUUAUGAUGGAUUCGAACCAGGAAUUGCCUGAAGGGACAGUGCAGAACGUGCUGGAUCAGGAUACCCUCAAGUGGGUUUUCGUGGGUGGCAAAGGCGGCGUGGGCAAGACGACGUGCAGCUCCAUUCUUGCAAUUCUACUCGCGCGGGUGCGACCCUCCGUGCUUAUCAUCUCCACUGACCCUGCUCACAAUCUCAGCGAUGCGUUCCAGCAGAGGUUCACCAAGGCUCCUACACUUGUCAAUGGCUUCUCCAACUUGUACGCUAUGGAAGUUGAUCCUAAUGUGGAAAAUGAAGACACAUUGGGUUCAGAUAAUAUGGAUGGUUUUCUAUCCGACUUAGCAAAUGCUAUUCCUGGAAUUGAUGAAGCUAUGAGUUUUGCAGAAAUGUUGAAGCUAGUGCAAACAAUGGAUUAUUCUGUGAUAGUAUUUGAUACAGCUCCAACUGGACAUACUCUCCGUCUGUUACAAUUCCCUUCAACAUUAGAGAAGGGGCUUGACAAAAUGAUGAGUUUGAAGAGUAAAUUUGGGGGCUUGUUGAGUCAGAUGACUCGUCUAGUUGGUGGUGGUGAUGAAUUUGCUGAGGACGCGAUGUUUGGAAAGCUUGAAGGCAUGAAAGAUGUGAUUGAACAAGUGAACAAGCAGUUUAAGGAUCCAGAUUUGACAACAUUUGUCUGUGUAUGCAUUCCGGAAUUCCUCUCACUAUAUGAAACUGAAAGACUUGUUCAGGAACUGACCAAAUUUGAGAUAGAUACACACAAUAUCAUUAUUAAUCAAGUAAUUUUUGAUGAAGAAGCUGUUGUAUCAAAGUUGCUCAAAGCUAGAAUGCACAUGCAACAAAAAUACUUGGACCAAUUCUACAUGCUGUAUGAUGAUUUUCACAUAACUAAGUUGCCGUUGCUGCCUCAAGAGGUUUGUGGGGUCGAUGCUUUGAAAGCAUUUUCAGGCAAUUUCUUAUCACCAUAUCAACCAUCCAUUGUUCGAGGAACUGUAGAGGAGUUGGAGCAGAGAGUAUCAAUACUUAAAGAAGAGCUGAAGAAUGCUGAAGCUGAACUAGAAAGACUGGGAAAAGGAAAACAAAAGAUAUGA
Molecule: messenger RNA, 3111 nt
Organism: Fraxinus pennsylvanica
Lineage: Eukaryota; Viridiplantae; Streptophyta; Magnoliopsida; Lamiales; Oleaceae
Source: the annotation of a GenBank genome assembly